Messenger RNA from Arctia plantaginis, 906 nucleotides. NCBI's taxonomy places the organism in Eukaryota, Metazoa, Arthropoda, Insecta, Lepidoptera, Erebidae. The record is from the annotation of a GenBank genome assembly.
AUGUCUGUGGAAUUGGAAUUCGAUUAUGCUGAAGCAACAGCGGCUAUGGAUAAAUUUUCGCAAGAAGAUAUCAAUGAACUGCGUUAUUGGACCCAAGCAUUGGAUAAAUCAAAAUAUGUGCCAAAGGAUUUAACAGACAAGCAAUUAUUGUUAUUUUAUAAUGCAUGUUACGGAGACAUGGACAAAACUAAAGUCUGUAUUGAAAAAUAUUAUAACACCAGAAAGAACGGACCAGAAUUAUUCGAUCAUCGAGUUCUUAAAACAGAAGAAUUAAGAUCUGCAGCAGAAGUUUUGGAAUUCGCCGUGCUUCCAGGCAAGUCAUGUGACGGCUACGACAUCAUAUACCAUCGGCUCCACGACACCGAACCGUCCAAGUACAACCUGGAACAUGGCUGCAAACUCCUAUUCAUGACAGUUGAUUUAUGUUUAACGAAACGUGGUCCUCAACCUGGAUACAUGUUCCUGUUCGAUAUGCGAGGUGUUAAAUUUGGACAUCUUACUCGAGUUAGCUUAUCGACACUCCGUAAAUUCUUCACGUAUGUACAAGAAGCGAUGCCGGUACGCAUGCGAGCUAUACACGUAUUGAACACAGAACCGGUUUUAGACAAGUUAAUGUUACUCAUCAGGCCGUUCAUGGACAAAAAAUUCUACGACAUGCUCAAAUUCCAUAACAAAAAUGAAGAUUUAGAAAAGUUCUACGAAACAGUCGUACCCCGAUCGUCUUUACCUCCUGACUACGGUGGCACACUUCCAGACACGCAGACCCUGCACAAGAAAUGCAUGCAACAACUUCAACUCUUGGAGCCUUACUUCAAAGCUGAAGAAGAGCAGCGGAUCGCGGCUUUACCUGACAAGAAGCGAGAGAAGGCUAUGGAGCGAGCUUUCAAGAACUUGGACAUAGACUAG